This is a messenger RNA of Papaver somniferum (opium poppy), 1521 nucleotides long. RefSeq names its product F-box/LRR-repeat protein 12-like. Gene Ontology annotation, molecular function: protein binding. NCBI's taxonomy places the organism in Eukaryota, Viridiplantae, Streptophyta, Magnoliopsida, Ranunculales, Papaveraceae. Gene Ontology annotation, cellular component: SCF ubiquitin ligase complex. The coding region runs from base 1 to 1521 and encodes 506 amino acids. The transcript has a single exon. Gene Ontology annotation, biological process: SCF-dependent proteasomal ubiquitin-dependent protein catabolic process. The record is from RefSeq and is a predicted model, not a curated record.
AUGAGUUUAUCAUCCAACAACAAAGGGUUGGGUAAGCGCACCCGUGAGGUCAAGGUUACUUCAAAAGCAGUACAAGAAGAAAGAUUGAUAGAUGAUGAUGCGAAUCCAUGCAGAAAAACAUGCAACAGAUUGUCAAUUACAGAUCUCCCAGAUGACUUUCUAAGCCUUGUGUAUCAGAGACUAGAAUCCAGUACUAACCAUAGUUCUUUCGGUUUGGUUUGCCGUCACUGGCUCCAUAUUCAGAACGACAAUCAUGAGUCGUUAUGGGAUGAAGAUAAUUCUAAAUGUAGCUUGCGCAAAUCAUCAAAGCUUACUCCAACAAUCUUUUCCAUAAUUCUUUGCAAGUUGUUGAUUCGAUUCCAACAUCUCAAACGAUUGUUUCUAAACCGUCUACCGGUGGUAACAGAUUAUAUUGUAUCACAGUCACAUCUCUUCGGAUCAAAAGUAGAAUACAUAUGCUUAGACGGUUUCGCUGAGUAUUCAGAUAAGAAGCUGUUUUUAAUAUUUUCUUCGUUCCCUGGUUUGGCUUCAGUAGGUCUGAACAGUUCCCAGAUUACCGAUACGGGUAUAGAGGUCCUGGAAAAAUGUUGCGCAUCCUUAGAGAAAGUGGAUCUCAGAUACUGUCAAAGAAUUACUAAUAAAGGUUUAACAAUGCUGGUGAAAAAUUGUGCAUCAUUAAAGAAAGUCGACCUCGCAGGAUGUCAAUGGAUUACUGAUAAAGGUUUAGAAUUCUUAGCAAAAUCCUUAGAGGAAGUGGAUAUCAGAUACUGUCAAAGUAUUACUAAUAAAGGUUUAACAAUGCUGGCAAAAAAUUGUGCAUCAUUAAAAAAAGUCGACCUCGCAGGCUGUCACAGCAUUACUAAUGAAGGUUUAGCAGUGCUGGCAAAAAAUUGUGCAUCCUUAGGGGAAGUCAACCUCAGAUCCUGUCAAUGGGUCACUGAUAAAGGUUUAGAAGUCCUAGCAAAAAGUCGUGCAUCCUUGGAGGUUGUCAAUCUCAGAGAUUGUCAAGGGGUAACUGAUUCAGGAAUAAGUUUUCUCAUACAAAACUGUUCCAAAAUCCGUUCAGUUGAAAUUUCAUUUUGCGCCAACGUAACUGGUGUUGGCUUUCUUGGGUGUUCAAAAACAUUGACUUACGUUGAUGCAACAUUCAUGUGUAAACUAACAACUGUGGGGAUUAAAGCAAUUACAAGUGGAGGUGGGAUUGAAUCUCUAAAUCUAUCAGGAAAAGCAGUUAACAAUGAAGCAGUUAUAACUAUUUCAAAAAGUUUCCCUUUAUUAAGAUCAUUAUCCCUAGAAUAUUGUCUUGAGGUAGGGCCUUUAGGAUGGAAAGCUAUUGGUUUGUAUUGCAGAAACUUAACAGAACUUUACUUGGCAAAUUGCCCGAAGUUAUGUGUUAAAGGGGUGAAAGCUUUGUGUUAUGGGUGUAACAAGCUUUCCAGUUUACAUACUGGCUUAUGGAGUGAUCAUGAUUUUGCUCUUGAUCUUUUCAGGCGGGAAAGACCCGAAGUUCAUCUCUAUUGA